UAGGGGCUCUCACUACUUUUACCUCUCUCUCUCUCUACUUCUCUGGCCCUUUCUCCUCUACUCAUUUCUACCUCUCCCAUCAUCUCCCUAUCUAUCUAUAUAUCUCAAACCCUUCUCACGAUUCCUUCUUUACUUCUCUCUCUCUCAUCUCCCAAAUAUGACUCCUAUUUAUCAUUCUUCUUUUUCUCCUUUUCUCAUAGACCUCAAUGAAGACCAACAACAACAACACAAUCAACUCUUCUUUUCAAAACCUACAGAAGAAGCUGCUUCUUCUUUAUCCUACCCAAUUCUCAUCAACCCAUCUCAAGUUGAUGCAGGUUACUACCAUAGAGAAUUGCAGCCAUUAAUACAGCAUCAAGAAGAGGCUAAUAUUUCUGCUUCUCGUGGUGGGUCAUGGGAUUAUCCAACACUUAAGAACGAGAAUGGCCGCAAGGAAGAAAAUAUAAAUGAAGACAAAAGAGAGAACAAUUCAGUUAAGUGGAUGUCUUCAAAGAUGAGGUUGAUGAGGAAGAUGAUGAGCUCGGAUCAAACAGUUGCCGAUACACGGGAGACUUGUAUGCACAAGUUUGAAGAUGACAAGGGCCGAUCAUUACCUUUACAAGAUGAUAAUAGCAGCCAAAAUUUGUCUAGCAGCAGUAGCAACUCAAUUAGGGUUUGUGCUGACUGUAACACAACUAAGACCCCUCUUUGGAGGAGUGGACCAAGAGGUCCAAAGUCACUUUGCAACGCCUGUGGAAUUCGGCAAAGAAAGGCGAGGAGAGCCAUGGCCGCAGCUCAAGCAGGAGGUGCGAAUGGAACAAUUUUUAGUCCUGAGACGGCGGGGGCCAUGAAGACCAAGGUGCAAAAUAAAGAGAGAAAAAAGAGUAACAGUCAUCUUCCGUUCAAGAAAAGGUGCAAAUUUACAGCGCAAGCUCAAGGCAGAAAGAAGCUUUGUUUUGAGGAGUUAUCAAUAAUCUUGAGCAAGAAUUCAGCUUUUCAUCAACAAGUUUUCCCCCAAGACGAGAAGGAAGCGGCAAUCCUACUUAUGGCUCUAUCUUAUGGCCUUGUUCAUGGUUGAUGAGUUUCCAUAAAACCUUUGUUUAAUUUCCUUCAAUUUUAGAUUAAUUUCUUUGUUUACCUAUAGUAUUAGAGCUAAUCAAGUACCUAGAGUGCAUAUUUCGUGUGAGAGAUUUUUUCUCUAUUAGGGGAAUUGAGGAAGUAUGGAGAUUUUGAGUCUGUUAGGUGAAUGAUAUGUUUUUUAUUCCUGAAUUUCGUAUGUGUGAGAUUGUUUUAUAUAAGAGAGAGAAAUAAAAUCAGGUGUGAGUGUGAAUAACAAAUUUAAAUUUAAUAAAAAGAAUAAUUAAUGUUGUGAUAUGAGUUAA
Molecule: messenger RNA, 1361 nt
Organism: Hevea brasiliensis (rubber tree)
Lineage: Eukaryota; Viridiplantae; Streptophyta; Magnoliopsida; Malpighiales; Euphorbiaceae
Product: putative GATA transcription factor 22
Exons: 3
Coding region: 158-1057 (299 amino acids)
Biological process (GO): regulation of DNA-templated transcription
Molecular function (GO): zinc ion binding; sequence-specific DNA binding
Source: RefSeq, a predicted model, not a curated record